Triticum aestivum (bread wheat) is the source of this 2477-nucleotide messenger RNA. RefSeq lists its product as uncharacterized. NCBI's taxonomy places the organism in Eukaryota, Viridiplantae, Streptophyta, Magnoliopsida, Poales, Poaceae. The record is from RefSeq and is a predicted model, not a curated record. The transcript is spliced from 5 exons. Bases 1082 to 1549 code for a protein of 155 amino acids.
CCCUCGUCCCCUCUCUCGCCGCCGCACCCAAACCCUAACUCCACUCCUCUCCCCUCUCUCUCCCGAUUCAGAUGCACUCCUCGCAGCCGCCACCCCAAUUUAGCCGAUCCCACAGCCAGCGCCCGCACGCCACCACCCGCUCCUCCUCGCCUUCCAGAUCGCGCCGCCACCUCCCUCCCCACCCCCUCCUAGAUCUCUCCCUCGGUGAGCCACCGGCGAGCCUCUCUACUGCCCGCGCACACACAACCUCGGCUCCUGCUGCUCUCCAUCGACCCCGAUGCUCCUGCUCCAGUCGGCAUCUGGCGGAGCAUCGCCACUCCGACCCCCUCCCUUCCCCACCCGCUCCUCUCGAUCCCGUCCCCUUCCUCCCUGUCGUCUUCUCCUUACGACGCCCCACCCUCCACCAGGCCCUCCGCCAGCCCGAGCCCCUCGCUCCCUUCUCCACCAGGCCCUCCACCUUCGCUCGACUUGACCAUGUCGUCGUGGGGGAUGGGGUAGUUGGGCUCAUGGCCAAGCUCGACAAGGUGGAGCUCGUGCGCGCCCACGACGAUCCUGAGCGCAACGCCGGCUUCUGCUUCCUCUACUACGCGGACACCGAGGCCGCGGUGGAGCGCGCGGCGUAGGUCGACGGCGUAGGUCGCGGGCGUGGCGGAGCCCAUCCAUCCACCCAUCUUCCCCAAAGUUUCCUUCGACAAGUAGCAGCAGCGGAAGGCCAUGGCGACGAACGUGCAGAUGGGCGGCGGCUCUCGCUCAUCAACAACACCUUCUACUCCAACAAGGAGAUCUUCCUCCGCGAGCUCAUCUCCAACUCGUCAGAUGCGCUUGACAAGAUCCGGCUCCAGAGCCUGACGGACAAGAGCAAGCUCGACGCCAGCCGGAGCUCUUCAUCCGCCUCAUCCCCGAUAAGCCCAACAAGACGCUCUCCAUCAUCGACAGGGCGUCGGCAUGACAAAAUCAGGAACGUCACUGGAUUCUGGAAUCUGACCGAGAUCCCGCCGGAGCUCUUCAACUCGAUGGAGUUGGUCUCUCUGUGAGUCAUGGCAUUGGUGUCUAUUGCUGUGCAAACUGCUUACACUAGGCAAUGCGAGAAUUAAACAACCUAGUAGAGGACAAUGAGAUCAAUGUGCCUAACAAUAACCAGCAGUUCAUCAGCAUCCUGACUGGCCAUGUUAACUCCGCGUCCUACUUCUCGAUGGACGCUGCAUCCUUCCCCAGCAGGCUGCCAAUGGCUGCGUGCCUGCGCCCUGCUGCUUCUGCGCCGGUGCCGGCCACCACGCCCAAUCGCCACGGCCAGCGGCAGCAGUCUCCUCGGCGGACGGCAGUGUGCAAGUGUGCACCCUGGCACUGGGGACUAGAGACGUGCAACAUAGAAGGCCAGCAGCUAAGAGCUGAGCAGCUAUACACAGAGCCGGAGGUGUCGGAGCAACAGCGAGCAACGGACCUUUUCUCGCAGAAGGUGCAGAGGUCGUCGUUCAGCACGUCGGACAAAGUAAUGUCAUCUUACAAAUUCUUACAAAAGUUUCAUACCUACAAGACACAAACAGAAUGAAUUGAUAUUUGUAUAUGCCAUGGAAUUUUGAGCAGGUUCUUCAGCUGUCGGACGAGGUGGAGGCACGCUUCCUGUAGCACUUCGCGGGUAAAGACUCGAGGUGCAGGUGACAUCUAUUAUUCUCACUUAGGCGAAUCUGAAAUUUUGUGAGAAUGCAACCUUUUGGGAAUUCUGGACUUCUCUUUUGCGCUAAUACAAUGAUAUUAGAUGUCUGUUGGUUGCUAUAUAUGGGUAAGACGAAUUGAAUUGAGUCCUGAUGUUUUCUUUUUGAUGUACGCACACAAAUGAUUGUCAUUCAUGAACAGGAAGCAACCAUACUAGUUCCUACCUGUGUUCCAGAUAUUGUUGUACGUAUUAUUUACUGUUGUACAUAUACACAACCUAUUGUUGACGUAUCACUUCGAGAGAUAUUAUGUGCUCUCAGACUAUCAUUGCAUUGCGUGCUGUUCCUGCAUACCUGUAUCUCAAGCAUUGCACAUUUGUGUUUGUUUAGGCGGACAACUACCCGUAUAAUAUGCAAACAACAACAAAGCUAGUGAUGCUAUGCUAAGAUUAAUGUGUACUUGUCAAACUCAAGAUUACGCCUGUUAAAAGUUUGAAAUGUCUUUUAAAAAAAUAAAUUGAAAGAGUCCUUCUAGCUUGUGUAGGUGUCUUGCGAUCCUGUUCUAAUUAAUGUAUACAGUGCAAGCUCUUGUUUUUGUCUAAAUGCAUGCACAUAAGUUCAAUUACCUUCUGAAAAAUACUUGAUGCACUUUUUUUUCGUUUCUCAAAUACAAAAUAGCUUGCUCCUUCUAGUUGUGGCAUCCCCAUUUUUAAUCUUUAUGAUGUUGUCCUCACUAGUAUUCACUAUUAACUAUGCCUCGUUUUGAUUGUUCUAUUGUUAUUUAUGCCAAAAGGUUAACAUGUUGGAAUUUAUUUUGUUCUUGAC